Messenger RNA from Aspergillus tanneri, 1890 nucleotides. RefSeq names its product putative serine palmitoyltransferase 1. Gene Ontology annotation, cellular component: serine palmitoyltransferase complex. The record is from RefSeq and is a predicted model, not a curated record. NCBI's taxonomy places the organism in Eukaryota, Fungi, Ascomycota, Eurotiomycetes, Eurotiales, Aspergillaceae. Bases 1 to 1890 code for a protein of 629 amino acids. Gene Ontology annotation, biological process: ceramide biosynthetic process; sphingosine biosynthetic process. Gene Ontology annotation, molecular function: serine C-palmitoyltransferase activity; pyridoxal phosphate binding. The transcript has a single exon.
AUGCCGCGGUGGAAACUUAGAGAUCGAUCCAGCUCCGGUCAAGAGAUACCCACGCGCAAUAAUUUAGCUGCCUUGUCCGACAAUUCCCAGGGGUCUCCAGCUCUCAGGGCGCGGACGACGGCUGCUGCAUCUCUUCGCGCGGCGUCUGGUGGCUCUCUCGACGCAACGAGAAUUCCAGCACCUCUUUCAACCCAGAGAAUUCCGGACCCUGCUGAGGUUCAGAAGCUGGCGAAGCAGCAUGCGGAAUUCGGGCCUUUGGGCGAUCCAUCCCAUCUAUACAGCAGCGAGCAUCCCGGUGGAGAGAUCCCCGAUCCGGUUAUCGACGAGCCUCCCUACUUCUUCGUCUUGACGACGUACAUCAGCUUCCUUGUUCUGAUCUUCCUUGGUCACUUUCACGAUUACUUUGCAAAGUGGUUCCGGUCACACACCUAUCGACACUUGCGGCCACGCAACGGAUAUGCGUCGCUGUAUAGUGAUUUCGAGAGUUUCUAUACCCGCCGUCUGAAGCAGAGGAUCAGUGACUGUUUUGAUCGCCCUACGACGGGUGUCCCCGGACGAUACGUUACCUUGCUGGAUCGGAAGUCGGACGACAACAACCUCAGUUUCCAAUUCACUGGGACGACCACGGAUACAUUGAAUCUAAGCUCUUACAACUAUCUGGGCUUUGCCCAGUCAGAGGGACCUUGUUCCGAUAGUGCCGAAGAAGCUAUUCGACAAGAUGGCAUAAGCAUGUCGGGGAGCUGCGGUGAAGCUGGCACCUCACGGCUCCAUGUUGAGGUGGAAAACCAGGUUGCGCGGUUUGUGGGAAAGGAAGCCUCGAUCAUCUUCUCCAUGGGAUUUGUCACAAAUGCCACGAUAUUUCCCGCUCUUGUUGAGAAGGGUUGCUUGAUCCUGUCGGACGAGCUUAAUCACGCGUCUAUCCGAUUCGGUGCACGUCUCUCGGGUGCCUCCAUCCAGGUUUUUGCACACAAUAGCAUGGUCGACCUUGAGAAAAGACUGAGGGAAGCAAUCUCGCAGGGGCAACCUCGAACACACCGGCCGUGGAAGAAGAUUCUCGUCACCGUGGAAGGCCUAUUUUCCAUGGAAGGUACCAUGUGUAAUCUUCCUAGGAUUCUUCAACUUAAGAAGAGAUACAAAUUCCACCUUUUUAUUGACGAGGCUCACUCCAUUGGGGCGGUCGGGCCGCGUGGACGUGGUGUCUGUGAUUACUUCAAGAUUAACCCUUCUGAAGUUGAUAUUCUCAUGGGCACCUUCACCAAGUCCUUUGGAGCCAACGGUGGUUAUGUCGCGGCGGACAAGGCUGUUAUUGACAAACUGCGUGCCACCAAUGCCGGCCAGUUGCUGGGUGAAGCCCCAGCACCCUCGGUCCUGGCCCAAAUCCAUUCAGCGUUCCGUCUCAUUGCCGAUGAGGAUCCUAUGCACCCGGGUCAAGGCCGCGAGCGGAUUCAACGUUUGGCCUUCAAUUCGCGGUAUCUCCGACUUGGGCUCAAAAGGCUUGGGUUCAUCGUCUAUGGCCAUGACGAUUCCCCUAUUGUUCCCUUGAUGCUGUACAAUCCCGCCAAGAUGCCGGCGUUCUCGCACGAAAUGCUGCGACGUAAGAUCUCGGUUGUCGUGGUGACCUACCCUGCUACCCCCCUAGAGCUCUCGCGUGUACGAUUCUGUGUCUCCGCAGCACACACCAAGGACGAUCUGGACCGUCUGCUAGGAGUGUGUGAUGAGAUCGGAAAUGUCUUGCGUCUGAAAUACUCGACCGGUAUCGCAGGUGGGUUGAAAGAGCCCUUGGCAGCUGAGUCCGAUAAUGGGGGUAGGAAAACCAUAGAGCCUCCUCGCUGGUCGUUGGAAGAAGUCAUCGAACGCGGAGCUCGGGAUGCCAAGCUGCCCUUGCAUUAA